CACAGCUUUCCAUGUUCUUGUUAUCUUCUUCUUCUUCCUUCCUUCUCUCAUUUCAGUCUUCAGGUAUGCAUAUGUUCUCUCCCUCUCCAUUGCUAUGGUCUCUCCUUGAUCUAUGUCAGAGCUGAUUGUCUGUAACUGCGGCUGCUGUUGCAGUCCUCACACUGGUAAAAAUUUGGGGCCAUUUUGACCGGUCAUGGCGUCUCUGAACCUGUCUGCUUGCUUCGACGUUUACGACCCGAAGAAACUCAAUCUGCCCGCGGAGUCAUUUCAAUGGCACGAGCGUAGCUCGGUUUUCUCGAUCACGAGUUCGAUGCACAAUGUGGGCUGUUGCAGGGCGUAUGCAUUCAGCAGCUCACAUUCUUCCAGCAGGGCCAGCAAGCAGGUUAGGGUUUCUCCAUUGGAGACUGGCGUGUCGACUGAGUGUGGUUCUAAUCUGGGGCAUGUUGAAAGUUCAGAGACGGUGGAAGUGGAUAAUUCGGCUAGCGAGAGGUCAAACCCUAGGGCGAGGGGUCCUGUAAAGGGAGAAUCCGAGAGAGGAGUGAAUUCGAAUCGCAGUUGUUGGGUUCGUGAUGAAUUUGAUGCCAAUUUGAGCCUGGAGGAGUGUAAUUCAAUUUUAAAACGGCUCGAGAGAGGUUGCAACAAAGAUAACGAUGACAGGGCUAUUAGGUUCUACGAGUGGAUGAGGAGCAGUGGGAAACUGAGGGGAAAUGCAACUGCUUAUAGUCUGAUUCUUCGUGUCCUGAGUAGGAGGGAAGAAUGGGAUAUGGCGGAGGAGGCUGUGCAUCAGAUGAAAGAAGAUUCUGGUUGUGAAUUGGACUUCAGGGUUUUCAAUACUUUGAUUUACUCUUGCUAUAAAAAGGGUCGGGUCAAGAUAGCCGGGACGUGGUUUAGGUUGAUGUUAGAGUACAGGGUCGAGCCUAAUGUGGCAACCAUUGGUAUGAUGAUGAGUCUUUACCAGAAGAGUUGGAAAGUUGAAGAUGCAGAGUUUACGUUUGCCCUUAUGAGGGAACAGGGGAUCCAAUGCCAAUCUGCCUACUCGGCAUUGAUCACGAUUUACACUCGUUUGAGAUUGUACGAUAAGGCUGAAGAUGUUAUUGCACUAGCUAGAGAAGAUGGGAUAGUUCUGAAUUCGGAGAAUUGGCUAGUUAUGCUUAAUGUGUAUAGUCAGCAGGGGAAGUUAGAGGAAGCUGAAAAGAUCAUGCUAUCAAUGCAAGAAGCUGGGUGUACUUUGAAUAUUGUUGCGUACAACAUGUUAAUUACUGGGUAUGGCAAGGCAUCCAAAAUCGAUGCUGCUGAACGAUUAUUUCAGCGGAUCCGAGGGAUUGGAAUGGAGCCAGAUGAAACUACUUACAGAUCCAUGAUUGAAGGCUGGGGUCGGGCAGAUAACUAUGAAAUGACCAUUUGGUACUAUAAGGAGCUCAAGUGGUUGGGCUGGAAGCCCAAUGCGUCCAAUAUGUACACACUGAUAAAUCUUCAGGCAAAGUAUGGGGAUGAGGCAACCGCUGCUGCAAUUCUUGAUGAUAUGGUAAAAAUGGGUUCGGGGUAUUCCUCGAUCCUAGGUACUCUGUUACAAGCUUAUGAACGAGCUGGAAGAAUUUCUCAAAUACCUCUGCUUUUGAAAGGGUCUUUCUACCAGCAUAUCUUAGUUAACCAGAGCUCCUGCUCAACACUCGUCAUGGCUUAUGUAAAGAAUUUCCUGUUAGAUGAUGCUAUUGCCAUUCUGUGGGACAAGCAGUGGAAAGAUCCCACUUUCGAGGACAAUCUGUAUCAUCUCUUAAUCUGCUCAUGCAAGGAGUCCGGUCGUCUUGAAGAUGCAGUGAAGAUAUAUACACAGAUGCCCAAAUUGGCGGAUAAGCCGAACGUGCACAUUGUUUCCACCAUGAUAGAUGUGUACACUGUAAUGGGCCUAUUUACAGAAGCAGAGGAAUUGUACAUGAAGCUCAAGUGCUCAAAUGUCACGCUAGAUGUGGUUGCCUUUAGCAUCGUUGUGAGGAUGUACAUUAAAGCUGGCUCCCUCAAGGACGCAUGCUUGGUCCUAGAAUUGAUGGAGAAGCAGAAAGAUAUCGUUCCUGAUGUGUUUCUGUUUCGAGACAUGCUCCGAAUUUACCAGAAACUUGAUAUGCGUGACAAACUACAGGAUGUCUACUGUCAAAUACUGAAGAGUGGUCUCACUUGGGACCAGGAAAUGUAUAAUUGUGUCAUAAACUGCUGUUCUCGUGCACUCCCUGUUAAUGAGCUAUCAAGGCUUUUCGAUGAGAUGCUUCUUCGUGGGUUCUCUCCGAACACUGUAACCUUUAAUGUGAUGCUGGAUGUCUAUGGGAAGGCAAAGCUGUUUAAGAAGUUGACGAAGGUCUUUUCAUUGGGGAGGAAACAGGGCUUGCUUGAUGUGGUCUCAUAUAACACCCUCAUAGCUGCCUAUGGACAGAAUAAGGACUUUAUGAGCAUGUCAUCUGCUGUUGAAGAGAUGCAAUUCGAUGGGUUCUCAGUCUCGCUUGAAGCCUUCAAUUGCAUGCUUGAUGCUUACGGGAAAGACGAGCAGAUGGAAAGUUUUCGAAAUGUCUUGCAGAGAUUGAAGCAGUCAAGCUGCUCUUCCGAUCACUACACGUAUAACAUUUUGAUGAAUGUAUAUGGAGAGCAAGGAUGGAUCGACGGAGUUGCCAAGGUGCUGAGAGAACUCAAGGAAUGUGGGUUGGGUCCCGAUUUAUGUAGCUAUAACACAUUGAUUAAGGCAUAUGGGAUCGCUGGGAUGGUUGAGGAUGCUGUUUCUCUGGUUAAAGAAAUGAGGGAGAAAGGAAUAGGACCUGAUAAGGUAACAUAUAUAAAUCUGAUCGCUGCUCUGAAGAGGAAUGAUAAGUAUUUGGAGGCUAUAAGGUGGUCCUUGUGGAUGAAACAGAUGGGACUGUGAGAUGUAAAGUCUGAUCUGCAUUACCUUUCCAGUGCUGUCAUCCUCUACAUCUUGGGAGGAUGAGAUUUGUUUUCGGCUAUUCCGACGGAUUGAUCCUUCCAAAUAUUCUGCCAAUGGAACAGGGGAUGCUAUUGAAAGAGCUGCUCCGUGUUUUGCCAUCAUUUUAUAGUGAAUCCAUUAUACAAUUUUUGGAAGGCUAUUUCUGCUCUCUUUUCAGGAUGCGAUUAUCAGGCAAAAGAGCUUGCCUUUUUCCUGAUCGCUGAAGCAAGGAGGUAGCCUCUUUAGGUGCUCAUGAAGCAAAGUAGUCAUCAAGGUGCAGAAAGCAGGAUUGUUGGUUCUUUUCGCUUCUCGGGGUAAACUAGAAGAGCAGAAACUGUUUUCAAGUACUUGUUUAACUUCGGGAAAUUACAUUGCAACAUCCAUUGAAGUGUCAAUUGCAAACAGUGUGUUUGUUAUCGCAGAAAUUGUUCGAGAUGAGUCCUGUGAACAAUUUCCUGAAGCCGGUUUCGGAAGAACGUCAAUGCAAUGCCUGAACAAGUUGUUACUUAUUUUCAAUAUAGAAAAAGUCUAAACUGAACCAUGCCUUUAAAGUGGUCCCAAGACCCGCAUUAUGUAGCAAGGAUAUAUGUGGACUGAGUUUUUAUUGGCCGAAGGUUUUCAUUGAUC
This is a messenger RNA of Punica granatum (pomegranate), 3571 nucleotides long. The record is from RefSeq and is a predicted model, not a curated record. NCBI's taxonomy places the organism in Eukaryota, Viridiplantae, Streptophyta, Magnoliopsida, Myrtales, Lythraceae.